This is a messenger RNA of Cyphellophora attinorum, 1485 nucleotides long. RefSeq names its product putative aldehyde dehydrogenase-like protein. The record is from RefSeq and is a predicted model, not a curated record. Bases 1 to 1485 code for a protein of 494 amino acids. The transcript is spliced from 2 exons. Gene Ontology annotation, molecular function: aldehyde dehydrogenase (NAD+) activity. NCBI's taxonomy places the organism in Eukaryota, Fungi, Ascomycota, Eurotiomycetes, Chaetothyriales, Cyphellophoraceae.
AUGGCGUCUAUGAAUCUGACACUACCCAACGGUGUUAGCUACGAACAACCAGUCGACCUCUUCAUCAACGGUUCUUAUCGCGCUGCCACAGGAGAACCAUUUGACAUUACCGAUCCUUCCACAGCAAAGCUGGUCCUUACCGUCAACGGCGCGUCUAUCGCUGACGUUGAUGAUGCCGUGAAUGCCGCCCGAGCGGCUUUCGACGGCGAGUGGUCUGAGAUCACACCUGUCGAACGAGGUGACUAUCUGCGAAAAUUAGCUGAGCUCAUCGAUCGAGAUCGCGCAUUGAUAGCUGCCAUUGAUGCCUACGACAGUGGAAAGCCAUACAGUGUCGCGCUUGAUGCUGAUCUCGAUGAGUCGUACAAUGUCUUCAAGUACUACGCUGGUUGGGCCGACAAGAUCUAUGGCGACACAAUCGACACUUCUCCUAGUAAGCUAGCAUACACGCUACAGGAACCGCUCGGUGUUUGUGGUCAGAUUAUCCCAUGGAAUUUUCCGUUCAUGAUGUUGGCCUGGAAGGUAGCACCAGCCCUUGCAUGCGGGAAUGUGGUCAUUGUCAAGCCAGCCGAGCAGACGCCACUUUCAGCGCUGUACUUUGGCAAAAUUGUUCAGGAGGCUGGCCUCCCUGACGGCGUGGUCAAUGUCCUCCCAGGUCUGGGAAGCGUGACAGGCAAGGCAUUGGCCGGGCAUCUUGGCGUCGACAAGAUUGCAUUCACCGGCAGCACAAACACAGGUCGUUCGAUUAUGAAAUCCGCAUCGGCCAACUUGAAGAACAUCACGCUUGAGUGCGGCGGUAAGAGCCCUCUCAUUAUCUUCGACGACGCAAAUCUAGAGCAGGCCGUGAAGUGGGCACAUGGCGGUAUUAUGGACAACUCUGGGCAGGUCUGCACGUCGACAUCUCGGAUAUACGUUCAAGAUGGCGUAUAUGAUGAUUUCGCCAAAGCAUUCGUCGACUACACAAAGAAAGUGACCGUUGUUGGCGACCCGUUCAAGCAAGACGUGCAGCAUGGUCCACAAGUUUCCAAGGCACAAUUCGACCGGGUCUUGCACUACAUAGAGGCAGGUCGAAAGGCGGGUGCCAAGAUCCUUAGUGGAGGCUCGAAGAUUGACGGCGAGGGCUACUUCAUCCAGCCUACCGUCUUCACGGAGGCCGAUGAAAACGCCAGCAUAGUCCGCGAGGAGAUCUUUGGUCCCGUCGUCGUGAUAAGCAAGUUCGCUACUGAGAACGAGGCAGUCGCCAAAGCGAACAAUACUUCGUACGGUCUCGCGGCAGCCGUCUUCACCGAGAAGAUCUCGCGAGGUCAUCGAGUAGCACGCAAGCUGCAAGCUGGCAUGGUCUGGAUCAAUUCCAGCGGCGAUUCUCAUUUUGGCAUCCCGUUUGGAGGUUACAAAUCGUCAGGAAUUGGCAGGGAGCUCGGUCGAUAUGCUCUUGACGCCUACACGCAAACGAAGGCCAUUCAUGUCAAUUUGGGCACAGAGCUGUAG